GGGAGGGAAGAAACCGGUGUACGGACAGUAAAGUGGUUGCCAUUUGUUUCUGAUUCACAAAAUCCUUGUCUUUGUUUUGUGUGGUGGAACACAGAAAUGAUAUUACGGUUAGGCCCACUAUUUUGUGACAUAAUUGGAAUAUGCCUAAGGGCAAUAAAGUAAUAAAAGCGUGAUCAUUAGUUAACCACCGAUUCAUUCAUUAAAGGGUCUUAUCUUUCUUACAAAUAUCCUUUACAUUGAAAACUGAUAAGAGUUCACUCCCAGUUCAAUUCAGACCAAGCUUCACUACCCCUUUUAAUAAUGGCACACUCUUUGAGUUUUGCUCCUAUUUGUUCCUUGAAAUCAUCAAACACACCUGGAUCUCUUAUCGGUAAUUCAGUUGCCCGAAAGGCUUUUUCGAUUAAGGAAGUUAGUCUGAAUUCUAAAGUUGGAAACUUUCAGUCUUUGGAAGUUAAGGCUACAGAAGAUAGUAGUCCAGCCAUAAAACAGGCUACAGGAGAUAGUAGUCCAGCCGCAAAAGCAAGAAGCCUUUUUUGUCCUGAUUGUGAUGGAAAUGGUGCAAUAGCAUGUACUCAAUGCCAAGGCGGCGGAGUUAAUUUGAUAGAUCACUACAAUGGACGGUUUAAAGCUGGUGGAUUAUGCUGGCUAUGCAGGGGUAAAAAAGAUAUUUUGUGUGGAAGCUGUAAUGGAGCUGGUUUUCUUGGUGGAUUCAUGAACACAAAUGAUGAAUAGAAAAUUGGAUAGAUUGAAUCAUGAGGAUUGCCUUUAGCUGUGAACAAAGAGAAAAGGAAGUGGAAAUGUGUUGUUAGUCUUUUUUGUACUAAUGUGUAUUUAUUUAUUUAUUUAUUUAUGUAAUUUGCUGGCAACAAGAUUUUGUCUGAAUUUAUAACUUUUUUUGGACUGGACUUCAAUUUAUAAUUGUUCUAUGGAUGGAUGGAUGAGUGUAUACCUAUUAACUGCUAUAGUGCUAUAUUUAGUUUUA
Trifolium pratense (red clover) is the source of this 982-nucleotide messenger RNA. RefSeq names its product protein BUNDLE SHEATH DEFECTIVE 2, chloroplastic-like. Gene Ontology annotation, cellular component: protein folding chaperone complex; chloroplast stroma. Gene Ontology annotation, molecular function: protein folding chaperone. NCBI's taxonomy places the organism in Eukaryota, Viridiplantae, Streptophyta, Magnoliopsida, Fabales, Fabaceae. Bases 301 to 732 code for a protein of 143 amino acids. The transcript has 5 exons. The record is from RefSeq and is a predicted model, not a curated record.